Molecule: messenger RNA, 2535 nt
Organism: Lagenorhynchus albirostris (white-beaked dolphin)
Lineage: Eukaryota; Metazoa; Chordata; Mammalia; Artiodactyla; Delphinidae
Gene: ALPI
Product: alkaline phosphatase, intestinal
Exons: 10
Coding region: 722-2392 (556 amino acids)
Biological process (GO): dephosphorylation
Cellular component (GO): plasma membrane
Molecular function (GO): alkaline phosphatase activity
Source: RefSeq, a predicted model, not a curated record
CACGAGGCCCCCACUCUGCUGUCACCCAGCUGCACCCUUUUUCACAGCAGGAGAACUUUAGGCCCAGGUUCCAGGGCCCCUCCUCUCCCGCCACCAGCCCCGUGCCCGCCCCACCUGCCCAGGCCAAGACUGGUGAGAAGCUGAGUGGGUGGCAGGGCAGCCAGACCACCCCACGUGUCUCUGUGCCUCAGGGCACCAGGAAGGCCAACCUCGGCCCCUGGCCUUGGCUGUGUGCCUCCACCCAGGGCCAAACCAGGCCAUGCUGACUUUCAGAAACUACUGACACAUGAGGUGAAUGAAGGAGAGAUGGUUCUCCCACAGGACUUGGUGAGCAGAGAGAGGGGAGUGGCCCCCAUCAGGCCCUUGCAGAUGUUCCUCAGGCAAAGGGCCUCUGCCCCCUAAUCCCCACCCCACCCUGAAGAGCCAGCUGGGGACCAUCCUGUGAGGGAAGGACCUGCUUCCAUCAGGACCCCCGUGCACUCAGCCACACCCCUCCACUUCCCUCUGGCAACAUGGCUUAAAGUCAUAGGUCAGGACCAGGGACAGGGUGUGGCCGCCUCGGGCACUGGGCGGGACACAGAGCCUUUUACAGCCGGGAUAAAGUCCUCCCUGAUUUAAGCCCAAGCAGCUUGUACUGAAGCUGAUACCCUGGUGUCCCAGCCUCGCCCGAGAGCCACGUCCCCAGCGUCCCAGCCUUGACGCCCUCCGCCAUCGCACAGGCAUGCAGGGGGCCUGGGUACCUCUGCUGCUAGGCCUGCGGCUCUCCCUUGGCUUCAGCCCAGGUAGUGAGGCGCCUCCCAGCCGCCCCCCGACACAGGGGGCUCCCCGAGGCUACCUGAGUCCACUCUCCCCUUGGCCAGUUGAAGAGGAAAACCCAGCCUUUUGGAACCGCCAGGCAGCCCAGGCCCUGGAUGUUGCUAAGAAGCUGCAGCCCAUCCAGACGGCUGCUAAGAAUCUCAUUCUCUUCCUGGGGGAUGGGAUGGGGGUGCCCACGGUGACAGCCACUCGGAUCCUAAAGGGGCAGAUGAAUGGCAAACUGGGAGCGGAGACGCCCCUGGCCAUGGACCAGUUCCCGUACGUGGCUCUGUCCAAGACAUACAACGUGGACAGACAGGUGCCAGACAGCGCAGGCACGGCCACCGCCUACCUGUGCGGGGUCAAGGCCAACAUGAAGACCAUUGGUGUAAGUGCAGCUGCCCGGUACAACCAGUGCAGCACGGUACCCGGCAAUGAGGUCACAUCUGUGAUGAGCCGGGCCAAGAAAGCAGGGAAGUCAGUGGGAGUGGUGACCACUACGAGGGUGCAGCAUGCGUCGCCAGCUGCCACCUAUGCACACACGGUGAACCGUAACUGGUAUUCGGACACGGACAUGCCUGCCCAGGCGAAGAAGGAGGGCUGCCAGGACAUCGCCAUGCAGCUCGUCUACAACAUGGACAUAGAUGUGAUCCUGGGUGGAGGCCGAAAGUACAUGUUUCCUGAGGGGACCCCAGACCCUGAAUACCCAGGCAACACCAGUGAGAACGGAAUCCGGAAGGACCAGAGGAACCUGGUGCAGGAGUGGCAGGCCAAGCAGCAGGGUACCCAGUACGUGUGGAACCGCACUGCGCUCAUUCAGGCAUCUAAGGACCCCAGUGUAACACACCUCAUGGGCCUCUUUGAGCCAGCAGACAUGAAGUAUGAGUUCCAGCGAGACCACACCAAGGACCCAUCCCUGCAGGAGAUGACCGAAGUAGCCCUGCGUGUGCUGAGCAGGAAUCCCCGUGGCUUCUACCUCUUCGUGGAGGGAGGCCGCAUUGACCACGGUCACCACGAAGGCAUAGCUUACAGGGCGCUGACCGAGGCGGUCAUGUUCGACAAUGCCAUUGCCAAGGCCAGCCAGCUCACUAGUGAAGCAGACACGCUGAUCCUCGUCACCGCCGACCACUCCCAUGUUUUCUCUUUCGGCGGCUACACACUGCGCGGAAGCUCCGUUUUCGGGCUGGGUUUUGACAAGGCCACUGACGGCAAGUCCUACACCUCCAUCCUCUAUGGCAACGGCCCGGGGUACGUGCCUCCUGGAGCCUCAAGGCCCGACGUCAACGAGACCAAAAGCAGCGACCCCGCGUACCGGCAGCAGGCGGCCGUGCCCCUGAGGAGCGAGACCCACGGCGGCGAGGACGUGGCGGUGUUCGCGCGCGGCCCGCAGGCGCACCUGGUGCACGGCGUGCAGGAGCAGACCUUCGUGGCGCACGUCAUGGCCUUCGCUGCCUGCGUGGAGCCCUACACCAGCUACUGCCACCUGCAGCCCCCCGGCGGCCCCGCCGACGCCGCGCACCAGGCCGCCUGCCCGCCCUUGCUGGCGCUGCUGGUCUCGGCGCUGCUGCCGGUGCUGCUGGCGACUGGCCCGCACUGACCCACACCCGCCCCGGGCCUCAGGGGCUCCUGUUCCCGCGCAAGAGCCCCUAGCCCAGGCCACACCCGAGCUGCCACCUCGGAGUCCCCACCACGGCGUCCCAUCCUGGCCACCGCCCCCGCGUCCCCCACCCGGCCCUCCGC